AUGUCCAACCAAGAUUUCUACGGAGGUCAGCAGCAGGGCGGCUACGGUGGUUAUCCACAACAGCAAGGUUACGGCGCUCCUCCACCACAAGGACAAUACGGCUACGACCAGCAGCAACAAGGCUACGGUGGUUCCCCAUAUCCUCAGCAGCAAGGUUAUCCUCCACCACAAGGACAACACGGUCAAUAUCCUCAGCAAGGAGGUUAUGAUCAACAACAAUACCAGCAGCAAGGCGGAUAUCAAUCUCCACCGCCGCAAGGUUAUGAUCAAACCCGCGGAGACGGUCAAUAUCAAUACCAACAACAAUUCGGUGGUGACCCAAAUGCUCCAUAUGACCCAAAUGCCCCACCCGGACAGCCCGGUGAGCGUGGUCUCGGUUCCGCACUCCUAGGAGGAGCAGCUGGUGGUUUCGCCGGCCACAAAUUGGGCGGCGGUACCCUCGGAACACUCGCUGGAGUUAUCGGCGGUGGUUUCCUAGCAAACGCUGCUAGCGACCACCACAAGAAGAAGAAGAAGGACAAGAAGAACAAGAAGCACAAGGACCCCUUCGCCCCAAAGAAGAAGGGUGGUUCCAGCUCUUCCAGCUCUGAUUCGGACUAA
Orbilia oligospora ATCC 24927 is the source of this 600-nucleotide messenger RNA. RefSeq lists its product as uncharacterized. The coding region runs from base 1 to 600 and encodes 199 amino acids. Lineage: Eukaryota; Fungi; Ascomycota; Orbiliomycetes; Orbiliales; Orbiliaceae. The transcript has a single exon. The record is from RefSeq and is a predicted model, not a curated record.